Molecule: messenger RNA, 993 nt
Organism: Pteronotus mesoamericanus
Lineage: Eukaryota; Metazoa; Chordata; Mammalia; Chiroptera; Mormoopidae
Gene: CCDC54
Product: coiled-coil domain containing 54
Exons: 2
Source: RefSeq, a predicted model, not a curated record
AUGUACAAACAUCAAACCAAAAAGGUCAAAGCUGCUUCUGGGAAGAUGUGGACCUCAAAUCUCUCCAAGAUCAGACAAUCUCUUAAAAAUGUUUACCAUAAAUGUAAGAGCCAGUAACCAGAUGCAACUAGAAAUUCAAUGAUGACUUUCCAUGGUUGUGAUCAAGAUGACAUUAGUACUGAUGAAGAGAUGAAUGUUAUAGCAAUGCUCCAAGAUAAUAAAACUGGCCGAAUUGAUCUCCUUGGGAAAAUGAUUGAUAUUGUCAGUGCAGUAGCAAAAAUCCAGAAAAAGACUGACUUUUAUCAGAAGCAUCUGGAGGCACUAGAAACGAGAAUGAAUGUUAAUGACAACAAACAAUGCACAACAACUAAAGACAUCUUCUCUAUGAAAGAAGACAUUGAUACUUUAAAGAAAAAGAUAACAGAACUGGAAAACCAGAAUUCUUGUUCCAGCACCCAUUGUUUAGAUGUUCUGGAAAGAGGUAACAAUAAAGAAGUUAUGGAACUGCUUCACAAACUCGUACAACCACAAACUUUGAAGAACACAUUGGCUUCUACAGACUCUGAAAUCUCUUCAGCAGAACCAGAGAAAAUGCCCAGUUAUUCCAAUCCCACUGAUCAUCUUGAGGAAAAAACAGUUUCUCCCAAAAUUAAAUUUCUGAAGCAAAGUAACCAUCCAAAUAUAGUAAGAAGCUUUAAAAAGGCAAAGACAAAUAUUCAUAUUUAUCCAGACUUUAGUACAUGGAUCAAGCUAACUUUUGUCCAUGGAGGAAAGUGGAGAUUUCUUCUCAGUGCUACCAAGUUAGAAGAAUUUAUCCAGUGGCUUCUUUCUAGGCCAAUCAUCCUUCCUGAAGCACCACAACUCAUAACCCAGGGACACGGUCCAUCCACUGGGCCUAUUGUGAGCUUGACCACAAUCUGUGUCUCUGUUUUCAACUACGUUUACUGUCUUUCUGGCUUUUCAAAACAGGAAAUAACUCAACAACAGAGUUAA